Molecule: messenger RNA, 966 nt
Organism: Penaeus indicus
Lineage: Eukaryota; Metazoa; Arthropoda; Malacostraca; Decapoda; Penaeidae
Product: alpha-2A adrenergic receptor-like
Exons: 4
Coding region: 1-966 (321 amino acids)
Biological process (GO): adenylate cyclase-activating adrenergic receptor signaling pathway
Cellular component (GO): plasma membrane
Molecular function (GO): octopamine receptor activity
Source: RefSeq, a predicted model, not a curated record
AUGCUUGAGGAGCAGAUUGAGCAGAUAAGGCAUGAAACCCAGACUCCCCCAUUGUCGACCGUGGCGGCGCUGCUCCUCAACAAGCACCUGCACAUCAACGGCAUGACGCGAGGCUCCGUCAAGAUCACGGACGACGCUCCCAGCAACGCCGACGCCGCUGCGGGCGGGGGCGGAGGCGCGGGCGGGGGAAAGGCGGGAGCUAAGCCGCCCGCCACGAUCGCCCGCGACAGCUCCAGCACCCACAGCAACGGCGUGACCGCCCACGACUCCUGCCCCGACGGGCCCCCCCACCCGCCGCCCCCGUCGGUCGCCGCUCGCAUCGACUUGCCUAACAGCGACGAUUCAACGCCCACGCCCUCGCCCGGGAGCACGCCCGUGGCCAAGAGGGGCAAGGCGGGCGUGAAGAGAAGGUUUCUGGGCGUGGGCGUGAGGAAGAGCUCUGCGGGCGUGGGCCCCGACGCCAUCAUGGGCGCGGCGGCGACGGGGGAGGCCAAGAAGAAGCAAGCGUCGCUGCACAAGAUGAAGAGGGAGAGGAAGGCUGCGAAGACCCUGGGCAUCAUCGUGUCCGUGUUCCUCCUGUGCUGGCUGCCCUUCUUCACGUGGUACUUGGUGUCCGCGCUGUGUGGCGACUCGUGCGCCGUGCCGGAGGUGGUCGUCACGAUCCUCUUCUGGAUUGGUUAUUUCAACUCCACGCUGAACCCCAUCAUCUACGCCUACUUCAACCGCGACUUCAGAAAGGCUUUCCGCAAGACCCUGCGCCACUACGGGCUGGACUGCGGCGCCUGCAAGCGGUGUUCGCGCGUGCGCUGCGGCCGCGGGAGGAAGCUGAUGUUCUGCGCGGGGCUGGGGGGCGGGCACGAGUCGCCCUCGUCGGAGGUGCAGCCGCGCUCCGCCCUCAGCUCCGAGUACUGCCACAUCGAGAUGACCACCGUGGACAAGGUGGCGCGGGUUGGCUUCGACCACUAG